Messenger RNA from Nanorana parkeri, 697 nucleotides. It is a transcript of the gene ZAR1L, whose product is annotated as zygote arrest 1-like. Gene Ontology annotation, cellular component: cytoplasm. The transcript has 5 exons. Gene Ontology annotation, molecular function: mRNA base-pairing post-transcriptional repressor activity. The record is from RefSeq and is a predicted model, not a curated record. Gene Ontology annotation, biological process: translation. Lineage: Eukaryota; Metazoa; Chordata; Amphibia; Anura; Dicroglossidae. Bases 1 to 648 code for a protein of 215 amino acids.
AUGGCCGGCUUCAUGUACUCGCCAUACAGCGCCUACCAGCACUUCGGGCACACCGGCCCCGCUCCGCAGCCCCCCGCCCGGAACAAGCAGCCCACCUGGAAGUCCGGCAAGAGUUCCGAGCCCUCCGACUACCUGGACAACCUGCAGAGGGCCCAACUGAAGGCCAUUCUGUCCCAAGUCAACCCCAACCUCACCCCCCGUCUGCGGAGGGCCAACACCAAGGAGGUGGGGGUGCAGGUGAACCCGCGGGUGGAAGUUGGGGUACAGUGCUCUCUGGGGCCCCGCACCCUCCGGAUGUCUGUGUCCAGGCACUCUUUUAUAGCAGGCCUGCCAGCUUUCCUGGAGCAAAAAUAUGGCUAUUUCCACUGCAAAGACUGUAAGACGCGAUGGGAGAGCGCCUACGUCUGGUGUAUUUCUGGAAGCAACAAGGUUUAUUUUAAACAGCUUUGCCGCAAAUGCCAGAAAGGAUUCAAUCCGUACAGAGUGGAAGAGAUUCAGUGUCAGGUUUGUUCAAAGACUCGUUGCUCCUGUCCACAAAAGAAAAGACACAUAGAUCUGAAGAGGCCUCAUCGCCAGGAACUGUGUGGUCGCUGCAAAAACAAAAGGCUGUCUUGUGACAAUACGUACAGCUAUAAAUAUAUAGUCUGAUGGGGAGCGUGGCAUUACGACUGAAGAGCACUUUGUUCAACCGCAUUGC